This is a messenger RNA of Temnothorax curvispinosus, 4481 nucleotides long. RefSeq names its product membrane-associated protein Hem (gene Hem). The transcript is spliced from 2 exons. Bases 322 to 3690 code for a protein of 1122 amino acids. Gene Ontology annotation, biological process: cortical actin cytoskeleton organization; cell migration; cell projection assembly. Gene Ontology annotation, cellular component: SCAR complex. The record is from RefSeq and is a predicted model, not a curated record. Lineage: Eukaryota; Metazoa; Arthropoda; Insecta; Hymenoptera; Formicidae.
AACUUGACGGCGGUACGCGCCGUGUCGGAGCGGAGUGGAGUCAAAGCUCGGAGCACAGCACAGGUAUACGGAGUUACGGAGAGAAAGAGGGAGAGAGAGACCGAGAGCGAGUUGCCUCUCAUAUCGCCGUGCAUUGUGAUAUUUGCGUGCAACAUGUAAUCGCGGCGACAAGGAGAGCAGAGGAAACGCUCGGCGCAUCCGGUGGGAUAAAUUACCCCCCUCCAGGGGUGGGGUCAAGUGAUCGCUGUCAAUUUACAAUUAGUAAACAAGUCUACGAGUGAUGCCAAUCGCGUGAGGGGGACGAGAACGAGGAACGCGGUCAUGGCUCGACCCAUCGUGCCGAGCCAGCAGAAGCUGGCCGAGAAGCUGACCAUCCUGAACGACCGAGGUGUAGGUAUGCUAACCCGCAUUUACAAUAUCAAGAAGGCAUGCGGCGAUGCCAAGUCAAAGCCCGCCUUCCUCUCCGACAAGGCGCUGGAAUCCUCCAUUAAGACGAUCGUCAGGAAGUUCCCCAAUAUCGACAUAAAGGGGCUGCAGACCAUUAUGAACAUUCGCAACGAGAUCAUCAAGUCGCUGUCGUUGUACUACUACACGUUCGUCGACCUGCUGGAUUUCAAGGACAACGUGUGCGAGCUCCUGACCACUAUGGACGCGUGUGGCGUUCAUAUGGAUAUUACGAUUAAUUUCGAUUUAACCAAAGGGUAUCUAGAUCUCGUAAUCACGUACGUCAGCCUGAUGAUUCUCCUGUCGCGGGUCGAGGAUCGCAAGGCGGUGCUGGGGCUCUUCAACGCCGCUCACGAGAUGGUGCACAGUCAGUCGGAUCCUAGCUUUCCUCGUUUAGGUCAGAUGAUCAUGGAUUACGACGCUCCGUUGAAAAAGCUCUCCGAAGAAUUUGUCCCGCAUUCUAAAUUGCUGAAAAACGCCCUGACCUCGCUGUGGCCGGUCUAUCCCGGUAGAAACUUGUCCGCCGACACGUGGAGGGCCGAUCAGAAGUUGAGUCUCGUCGGUAGUCCCGGCCAGAUACUGAAAGCAGCGGCGACGGACACCAUGUCUUGCGAAACGUUGAGUUUAGAUAGAGUCGAGAGAUGGGUGAUUCUUGGAUUUACCCUCUGUCACACAUUCUUGAGUCAGGAACAACCGAGCAAGCUGUGGAUCACCGCGUUAGAAUCCGGAUGGGUAUUGGCGUUGUUCAGAGACGAGGUGAUUUACAUACAUCAGUAUAUUCAAACGUUCUUCGAGAGUAUGAAAGGAUACGGCAAAAGAGUGUCGGAGGUGAAGGAAUGUUACAAUCAAGCGGUACAAAAAGCUGCCUACAGGCAUCGAGAGAGAAGGAAAUUCUUGAGGACCGCGCUGAAGGAGUUAGGUUUAAUUUUGACGGAUCAGCCUGGUCUUCUGGGACCGAAAGCACUGCUGGUAUUGAUGGGGCUGUCCCAUGCGAGAGACGAGGUACUGUGGCUGCUGAGACACGGGGACAACCCUCCCAUUCAAGGUAAAAGCAAGGGACGAGGUAGCGAGGAUUUGGUGGACCGUCAGCUGCCUGAAUUGCUCUUCCACUGCGAGGAAUUACGAGCGCUAGUAAAGAAAUAUUCUCAGGUGCUUCAGAGGUAUUACGUCCAAUUUCUUUCGGGCUUCGACGCCCCCGCUUUACAUCAGAUGAUACAAAACCUGCCGGUCUGUCCGGAGGACGAGGGGGCUAUUCUUAGUGAUAUGUGUUCAAUUAUAGCUAGUCUGACCGUAAAGCAGGUCGAGGAAAAUGAAUUGUUUGAUUUCCGUGCCUUUCGACUGGAUUGGUUUAGGCUGCAGGCCUACAUGUCUAUUGCGAAGUGCAAUAUGAAUCUGGCUGAUAAUAGAGAGUUAGCUUCCUUCAUGGAUACGGUAAUCUUCCACACGAAAAUGGUCGACAAUUUGGACGAGAUGUUGGUCGAGACGUCCGAUUUAUCCAUCUUCUGCUUCUACAGCAAGAUAUUCGAGGAUCAGUUUCACAUGUGUCUCGAGUUUCCCGCUCAGAACCGUUAUAUCGUCGCCUUCCCGCUCAUAUGCAGUCACUUUCAGAGUUGCACCCACGAGCUCUGCCCGGAGGAACGUCAUCACAUUCGCGAGAGGAGCCUUUCCGUCGUCAAUAUGUUCCUGGAUGAAAUGGCCAAGGAAGCUAAGAACAUUAUCACGACCAUUUGCGACGAGCAGUGUAACAUGAGCGACAAACUGUUGCCGAAGCACUGCGCUCUGUUAAUCUCACAGGUUGUUAAUCGCAAGAAGAAGGAUAAGAACAAGAAGAACAUGUACGAGAUUCACAAGCCCGGUAUAGAGAGCUAUCGGAAGACCCGGGAGGAAUUAACGACGAUGGACAAGCUGCACAUGGCCCUCACCGAGCUGUGUUACGCCAUUAAUUACUGCCCUACCAUUAAUGUCUGGGAGUACACCUUCGCGCCGAGGGAGUAUCUGCAUCAACAUCUGGAGUCGCGAUUCGCUAGAGCGUUGGUGGGAAUGGUCAUGUACAAUCCGGAUACCAGCGAGAUAGCCAAGCCGUCUGAGCUCUUCGUCAGCGUUAGAUCUUACAUGAACGUUCUUCAGACUAUCGAGAAUUACGUGCACAUAGAUAUCACGCGUGUCUUCAACAACGCCCUGCUGCAGCAAACCCAGGAGCUGGACAGUCACGGUGACAAGACUAUAGCCGCGCUCUACACGCAAUGGUAUUCGGACGUUCUACUGAGGCGAGUCAGCGCCGGUAACAUUUGUUACUCGGCGAAUCAACGGGCGUUCGUCAGCUUGUCGGUUGAAGGUGCCAUACCCUUUAACGCCGAGGAGUUCUCCGACAUUAACGAGCUACGGGCAUUAGCGGAAUUGAUAGGACCGUACGGUAUGAAGAUGUUGAACGAGAACUUGAUGUGGCAUAUCGCCAGUCAGGUGCAGCAGCUGAAGAAGCUGGUGGCCGGCAACAAGGAUGUGCUGAUCUCUCUGAGGACGAAUUUCGACAAGCCAGAAGUGAUGAAGGAGCAGUUCAAGAAGCUACAGCACGUGGACAACGUUCUUCAGCGAGUCACUAUAAUAGGUGUGAUUCUCAGCUUCCGGCAGUUGUCACAGUCAGCCCUGGUCGACGUGUUGGAGGAACGUAUACCAUUCUUACUGAGCUCUAUAUUGGACUUCAGACAUCAUCUGCCGUCCGGCGAUCCUAUGCGCGUCGUCUCCGAGAUGACGUCGGCCGCGGGCUUGACCUGCAAGGUCGAUCCCACUUUGACGACCGCGCUGCGAAAUCAGAAGGCUGAAGUCGACGAGGACGAACACCUGCUCGUUUGCCUGCUAAUGGUCUUCGUGGCGGUUUCUAUUCCGAAAUUGGCUCGGAACGACAACUCCUUUUACAGAGCGUCACUCGAGGGCCACUCCAACAACAUACACUGCAUGGCGACCGCGAUUAACAAUAUAUUCGGAGCGUUGUUUACGAUUUGCGGGCAGAACGACAUAGAAGACAGGAUGAAGGAAUUCCUCGCUUUGGCUUCGUCGAGCUUGUUAAGAUUGGGCCAAGAGGCGGACAAGGAGGCGACCCGGAACAGAGAGUCCGUGUAUCUUCUGCUCGAUCAAAUAGUUCAAGAAUCUCCAUUCCUGACGAUGGAUCUAUUGGAGAGUUGUUUCCCUUAUGCACUGAUACGCAACGCAUAUCACGAUGUGUACAAGCUCGAGCACUCGCAACAGUGAACUUAAUAGCGAAAUUGCGAGCGCGAGAGACGGGGUGCUGCAUUUGUAACUUGCCACUCAGGGCCACUUUUUUACGUCCACUCGUAACAUCGGAUGCAAUCGUCAAAACUUUGCUACUAUAUAUCGCCUGGCCAAGCGAUAACUUUCCAGAUUAGUUUUCGGUUAGCGUCGCUGAAAAAAAAAUACGAGCAUAUAUCAGCGAAAGGAUAAAAGAGUGGUAAAUGCAUAAGAUUGUUCAAAGAUUGAUUAAAGUUAUCGACAAGUUAUUCCUCGAUAUUUCAACAGAACGGUACAAGCUUGCGGCAUUGUAACGCACCUUAGCCAUUUCCCUACGUUGCUUGCGGCAAAAAUACAGUUGAGAUGUUUAUUAUGAAAUAUAUGUAUAAUUCGAUUCUGCCUUUAUAAGCUUUAUACUCGAAAUCUUUAUCGAGGAAAAUUAAUCGACGGAUAAUUCUUACGGAACUUCAUAAUGAAGUGAUAUGUAAUAUGCAUUUCUUGUAAUGUACAGUAUUAUCUCAAUUAUAUUUGACAUCUGGUUUGAAAUAUUCGUUAUUAAUAAUUGCAUAUCUUGAAUUCCAGUCGAGUAUUAGUAUAUUUUAUGUUAAAGAAUGUUUCUAUUGCACAGGGAUGCGUGAUGUAAGGCUCCCAUUGACUUUGAAGCUAAAGAUCGCGAUAUUCAUGUAUCACACAGUAGGUAUCGUCAUUUACCCACUAUGACUUUUUAAUGUACAAUUGUAACUCUUUUACAAUAGUUUAUAUAACAAAUAAAACUUAUUAUGUGUACAAAACAA